AGUGAUUCUGAUCUGAUGAAUCGCUUCUGUCCAGUUUGAAAGAAUCGUUUGCUAAAUGAAUCGUAGUUCAUUCAGUCGCUGGCUUUAGUUCGUUUGUGUCCGUGAGAAAACCAGAAAAGAGAAGCUCGACAACACCUGCGGAUGCCAUGGCUCUUUGGGUGUGUUGCCGCGGUAACCGCAGGGCUCUGCACAUGCUCAGUAGGAGUUUAGGGUACAGCAGCGGGUCACUCAGUGAGCUGAACGAACCCAACGGUCACUCGCACGCGCUGGUUUCACGCUCCGUCAUCGGCGCCUUUUUCCAGGAACCACCACUGCUCACCAACCCGUUUACCCAAGAUGCACUGCUCAGAGCCUACCUGCAGCGACAUCUACCUGUGCAGGAGGUUGAGGGAGAUCUCUUGCGUUUUGGCGAGCGGAUCGUCACUGAGAUCGACUCUUUGGGACGCCAGUGUGAGCUGAAUCCCCCUCGCCUGCAGCAGUAUGACGCCUGGGGCAGACGCGUGGACCGCAUCAUCACCUGUGACGCUUGGACACGGUUAAAACACAUAUCUGCACAGGAGGGCCUGGUGGCGUCUGGAUAUGAAAGGACGUAUGGAGAGUGGAGCCGCGUCUAUCAGAUGAGUAAGAUUUACCUGUUUGCACCGUCCUCUGGACUCUACACCUGCCCUCUGGCCAUGACUGACGGAGCUGCGAAGGUCAUCGAGUCUCUUGGUUUGCCUGUCACAGACGUGUUUGUGCGUCUGACGUCUCGUGAUGAGCAGGAGUUCUGGACAUCAGGGCAGUGGAUGACAGAGAGGAGAGGAGGAUCAGACGUCUCGACUGGAACGGAGACGGUUGCCAGGCGACAGCAGGACGGGUGCUUCAAGCUGUAUGGAUUUAAAUGGUUUACCUCGGCAACAGAUGCUGAUGUGACCCUGACGCUGGGCCGCAUAACAGACGUGCAUGGUCGCACAACACCGGGCAGCAGGGGUCUGUCUCUGUUUCUGGCUCAGGUGUGGGAUUCUCAUGGUUCCUCUAAUGGUGUUGAAGUUCAGAGGUUGAAGGACAAACUGGGCACCAGACAGCUGCCCACAGCAGAACUUCUGUUAGACGGCAUGAAAGCUCAGCUGGUGUCAGAGGAAGGAAGGGGCGUGGCCUCUAUUGCUAACAUGUUGACUAUAACUCGUAUUUAUAACACCGUGUGUGCUGUGGGCGCCAUGAGGAGGAUGACACAGCUGUGUCGGGAAUAUUCCUGUAAGCGCUCUGUGUUUGGUAAACUGCUGAAGGAUCAUCCACUGCACAUUCAAACGCUCAGCAGACUGGAGGUGGAGACUCGUGCUGCAUUUCUGCUCAUGAUGGAGGUUUGUCGUCUGCUGGGCCGAGAAGAGAACCAAACCUGCACAGAGAAGGACACACACCUGCUGCGACUGCUCACAACUGUAGCCAAACUGUACACGGGAAAACAGGCGUUAUGUGUUGUGUCGGAGGGUCUGGAGGCGUUUGGUGGUCAGGGAUACAUUGAGGACACUGGACAUCCAUCCAUGCUGCGCGACGCUCAGGUGUUGAGUAUUUGGGAAGGCACCACUAAUGUUUUGUCUUUAGAUGUUCUCCGUUCCAUUGAAAAGUCCUCUGGCUCAGUGCUCCAGGCAUUCUUCACUGACGUCAAAGAGCGUUUGCUCGCGGCCGGCUCGUCUUCAGCUCUGCGUCCGGCCGUCUCGUCUCUCCAGACGUCUCUCUCUGGUUUGAUGCGUUUCAUUCAGAGCGCCGCGACUCAACCCUCCGGCUGUCUGGAGCUCGCAGCAAGAGAUCUGUCGUACAGCCUCGCUCGCAUUUACAUGGGGGCUUUGUUAGUGGAUCAUGCAGUCUGGGAAAAUGCCAAACACACGGAUGUGUACGCGGCUUUGAGGUGGUGUGAACAGGAUUUAUGUCCAGUGGUCAGUCGGGACUCAACCGGUUGUUACGACCAGCAUGCAGUUGCCAUGGACACAGAGCUGGUGUAUGAUGGCCUGAAGCCCUAACACACGCGCGUGCCUGCAUCACGUCUCUCAUUCUGCUCGAGUUCAUGUGUGUUAAUGUCAAUUCAAGUGAAAUCUUAAUUCAUUUUAAAUUGAUUUCUUUAAGACUUUUUACAGUUUUGCAUUGUUGUAAAGCAGCCUUGCAGUAUAUACAGUAGAUAUUAGAACAAACAGUAGAUAUGGAAGAAAAGUGUAAAAAUAAGCAAGAAAUCAUAGAAAACAGAAUACAUAAAUAGAAAACAUGUUAUUAUGGCAAAUGUCUCUUGUAUUUCUUGUGUACAUAAAUGAGAUCAAAGUGAUAUCACACACACGUCUUCAUGAUCUUCACAUUAUAUCAGCAAAGGUCAAGUUUUCUCUGAUAUUCAGAGCUCUGACGUUUGCUUCAGAUGAUUCGUUUCUAAGCUCCAAGUUUAAAACGAACUAACAGAGAAGUCAAACUCACAGACGACCCUGCUUUACAUUUCCCACAAUGCAAUACAGCCCCUCUACCAUCAAAUGAAGAUGUUUCUCAAAAUCAGCUCCGUGUGCGUGCAUGUGUGUGUGUGCGUGUGUGUGCGUGUGCGCGAGACAGUGAUGCUGCUCAUGUUCUGUUAUACGAGCCACAUGAUCAAUAAAGCUUCAUUCUUAU
Molecule: messenger RNA, 2622 nt
Organism: Triplophysa rosa
Lineage: Eukaryota; Metazoa; Chordata; Actinopteri; Cypriniformes; Nemacheilidae
Product: acyl-CoA dehydrogenase family member 11-like
Exons: 15
Coding region: 147-1997 (616 amino acids)
Molecular function (GO): oxidoreductase activity, acting on the CH-CH group of donors
Source: RefSeq, a predicted model, not a curated record